AUGAUCUCCUUGUGCAGACUCGUAUUGUUUGUCGUUGUGCACGCGUCGAUCCUUGCCCAUGUAAGCAUCGUCGACACUGCUGUCGCUUCCUCAGCAUCUGCGGCUAAGUGCUCGCUGGAAGCACAGCAGUUCUCGGUGGUGGUGGCGACCAGCGCACCUCUUGGAUUGCGUCUGAGCGAGAAGUUGGAGGUGCUGGAGUUUGUAGCAGAUUCAGAGGGUCGUGGUCGAGCUGUGGAAGCUUCGGGGUUGGCAGAGAUUGGGGAUCGGCUUGUUGCCGUUAACGAUGUCUCACUUGAGGGUCACACGCUACAGAAGGCAGUAGGGGAGCUGCAAGCGGCUCAACUGCCACGAAAACUGCGCUUCCAGACCCAUGAUGGUCGCUGUAUCCAGCCUCCACCAGCAGCGAUAAAGGAGGCCGUCGUUGAAGCAGAUACUGCGUCAACCGUCACGUAUGAGCCACCCAGUGAAGAGAUCUUCGACUAUGUGGUGUCAAGCGUCGGUGAUAAGACAAGUGAGCUUCAGCUAUAUGCUGUACUAUCUUCUGAUGGCUCGCCACCGAGCUGUGCGUUUCGAGAACUGGUUCUCGCGCGGCCUUUUGACGCAUGCGCUCCACUCUCAAUCAACGUCACCGACAAGUAUGUUCUCGUCCCGAGCAUGCUCGGAUGUCCAAUGCAUCAGAAGGCAGCAUUGGCGGAUGAAGCUGGGGCCAAGGGUGUAGUCUUCGUCCAGCGUGUGGGUGAGAAGCCCAUGCGUGUGCGAAUUCCACCUCCUUCGUCAUUACCACACCCCAUCAACAUCCCGUUAGUCAUGGUAUCCGCGGAUUCAGGAGGGCGCUUGCUGGAGCAGAUGGUUGGUGCACGUCCGGGCGAACGUCAGCAACUUCGCUUCGUAUUCAGCUCAACAUGUGUAGUCGAUCGCUUUGCAGUGCACCCGGAUGAUAAUGACCCGUUGCGUCGCUCUGCAGUCUUCCUCAUCGAAGAUGCUAGUGCUGGAUUUCUAUCCAUAUCCGUGGCAACGUCAGCAGAAACGGAGCUAAUAGCUGACACGUAUGAGUUCCUCAAGCCAGCGGAUUAUAGUUCGUCGGGCAGCAGCACCGGAGUGAACCUUCCUAUUGGCAGACACGACCUCAUCUUUCCAGUCCCCAAGGUAUUUAACCCAUGCGAAACAGACCCGAUGCGAGUCUCACCGCUCUCACGUCACAGUAAUAUGGCGGGUUCGUUUAUUGCCAUCCGAUUGCGAGAUCCUGGGAGUCCUCGUGGAUGCUCGCUAAUGCAGCAACUCGCCUUCUUUGAAGCCAGACGUGCAGCAGGAAUCAUCCUGGGAGAUCAACGGUUCCCACAUGCAGCUAGCUCUCUCACUGCUGCCGUUGCUGUUCAGCAGACUUCUAUACCUGUCGUAUUCAUCUCGAUCAACUCGUUUCGAACUAUCCGUCGGAAGUUGCGAGAGCUGGAAGCUAAAGACGAAAUAGGCUCCGGGGAGGAUACGAAUACGCACAUCCACGUCGAGUUCAGUGGCGAAAACGCGCUGGAACACCAAUGGAAGGAGCUUGCGAGUCUGGCAAUGGCGUCAAACUGGCCGGCAACCGAGACUGCACGAGACCGACUAUUUCAUCGCAUGCUGAAGGACCAGGCCACUCUGGACGACCACGAUAUGCAGCUCUCUCUCGUCAAGAAUGAGCGAUACGAAGCCUUAGUUGCAGCGUAUUGGAAUGCUCAGCGUCACUAUAGCGUACGUGCAGACGAUGCUGCUAAAGCUGUACUGGAGCGUGAUACUGAUUCAGAAGACGAUCGAUAG
Messenger RNA from Phytophthora infestans T30-4, 1794 nucleotides. RefSeq lists its product as uncharacterized. The transcript is spliced from 5 exons. Bases 1 to 1794 code for a protein of 597 amino acids. The record is from RefSeq and is a predicted model, not a curated record. NCBI's taxonomy places the organism in Eukaryota, Oomycota, Peronosporomycetes, Peronosporales, Peronosporaceae. Gene Ontology annotation, molecular function: protein binding.